Hipposideros armiger (great roundleaf bat) is the source of this 1123-nucleotide messenger RNA. RefSeq names its product protein phosphatase 1 catalytic subunit alpha (gene PPP1CA). Gene Ontology annotation, cellular component: cytoplasm; nucleus. The transcript is spliced from 5 exons. NCBI's taxonomy places the organism in Eukaryota, Metazoa, Chordata, Mammalia, Chiroptera, Hipposideridae. The record is from RefSeq and is a predicted model, not a curated record. Gene Ontology annotation, molecular function: protein serine/threonine phosphatase activity. Bases 1 to 786 code for a protein of 261 amino acids.
AUGGUGCCCCAGACCCCAGAUGCAACAAAGAAGCUGCAAGAUAUGGGGAGGGCCCGUAAUUCCUCCUGGAAGGCUGGUAGGCAGAGGGUUCCCCGUCUUGCCUUCCACACUCUUCUCCCAGCUGUGUCUGUGAGGCCCUGGAGGGUCCAGAGACCCGGCUGUGGGUUGGAUGGACAGGUCGCCUCACAAGCCAUCUCCUUCCUCUGGGCAGGCAAGAGACGCUACAACAUUAAACUGUGGAAGACCUUCACCGACUGCUUCAACUGCCUGCCCAUCGCUGCCAUCGUGGAUGAGAAGAUCUUUUGCUGCCAUGGAGGCCUGUCCCCGGACCUGCAGUCUAUGGAGCAGAUUCGGCGUAUCAUGCGGCCCACAGAUGUGCCUGACCAGGGGCUGUUAUGUGACCUGCUGUGGUCCGACCCUGACAAGGACGUGCAGGGCUGGGGCGAGAACGACCGUGGUGUCUCCUUUACCUUCGGGGCUGAGGUGGUGGCCAAGUUCCUGCACAAGCACGACUUGGACCUCAUCUGCCGGGCACACCAGGUGGUAGAAGAUGGCUACGAGUUCUUUGCCAAGCGGCAGCUGGUGACACUCUUCUCAGCUCCCAACUACUGUGGCGAGUUUGACAAUGCAGGCGCCAUGAUGAGUGUGGACGAGACGCUCAUGUGUUCCUUCCAGAUCCUCAAGCCCGCCGACAAGAACAAGGGGAAAUAUGGGCAAUUCAGUGGCCUGAACCCUGGCGGCCGGCCCAUCACCCCACCCCGCAACUCCGCCAAAGCCAAGAAAUAGCCUCCGCGUGCCCGCCGUCUGCCCCAGAUGGUGGACUGUACAGCAGUCUCACAGCCGUGGGGGGUCACACUGGCCCCUACGCCCACCUGUCAAAGGAACACGGAGCCUUGGUGUAUUUUUCUUUUUUUUUUAAUGAAUCAGUAGCAGCGUCCAGUCCCCCAGCGCUCACCCUGCCUGUGCCUUGGUGGCUACAAGCAGGAUCCUGGGGCUGAGGCUGCAGCUCAGGGCAAAGCAGGGCCAGAUUGUGGGUCUCCAGCCUUGCUUGGCCUCAGGGCUGGCAGCCGGAUCCUGGGCAACCCUUCUGGUCUCUUGAAUAAAGGUCAAAGCUGGAUUCUCA